Phytophthora megakarya is the source of this 2409-nucleotide messenger RNA. The record is from the annotation of a GenBank genome assembly. Lineage: Eukaryota; Oomycota; Peronosporomycetes; Peronosporales; Peronosporaceae.
AUGAGGCAGAGUGCAGCAAUAGCUUAUCGUCCACAAGGGAACGGCAAGGCCGAGCGGGCGGUGCAAACCCUGAAACGAGCCCUGAAGAUGUAUGUUGCAGAUGUCAACCAGCAAGAUUGCGACGACUACGCAGAGCGGCUGAUGUUUGCGUUGGAUACGGCACAUGAUCGAGUGAGAGGAGAGAUGUCGUUCUUUCUGGUCCAUGGAAGGGAUCCGCGGUCAACACUCGAAGCGGUUAUUUCGGUAGUAUUGACACGUCGCCGCGAUCGCGAUGCACGAAGGUGGGCACCUGACUCCGAUACGAAGGACCGCGGGGACCAACAAUGGAUCAACGAAGAUCUGGCGCAAACCUUCUACAAGAAAGGCCUCUUCUUAUUCUUGCUAGACGACCCAGUGAUGAAGGUCCUAAGCCCGACGUUGAUCGGAGAACUCCAAGGUCCGACGCUGGAACCAGCGGAGACGCCCCGACAGUUAGAGGCGGCGACCCAACUUUUGCGAAUGCUGAAAGAUGUAGGCAUGGCGUUCAAUGCGAGUGAGCUUGUCGAUCUGGAGACGUCGGUAAUCCAACGCUCGGCGAGAACACUGCACGAAAAGCUGGAACCGCUGGUCGGGUCAGUCAUACAACGCGAGCCGGUCAAGCUGACACCGACCCGUAACCCAGAAAAUCAGACAGGGUCGUCGCAGUACGCGUCGGCCACGUCGGAAGCAGAAUCGGACAGCUCCGCUGAUCUGCAGCGGAUGCCGCUUGGUCCGUCCGGAGCAGAGACGUAUGAUCCGGACAACCUGAACAUCGACACACCUCGACAAGCAGUGAUCGGAUCCGCAGGAGCGACCUCUGCACCCUCGACGACGACGCCACGUAUACGAGUGUCAGCGAUCUCGGAGUUGAAGGAAUACUCUGGCAAAGAUCACGACGAGGACCGCGCGAGGAGUUGGCAGGGCAAAGUGAAGUCCGCGUUCGUCCGCGAUCAAGCUCCAGACAGCGAAAAAUGUUUGGUGCUGAGUGAUCUCCUCACGGGACCAGCUCGAAACUGGUACCGGCAGUUGAGUCGAUCAACGAAGAGUAACCGGAAGAGCUUGUUUGAGGCGUUCCAGACGCGAUACCGGGGGAGAGGAGUGUCUGGCAUGAGACCGUACUACCAGGCCAAGAAACUUUCGGACGCGAUGGCCCGGCGGCCGCAAGUCGAGCUUUUCAUCGAGACGCUGGAUGAUCGAGAUCCGCCGCGUCAGCUGGUGCUGCUGCGGGUGACCGACUCUGAGGAUCUGGAGGAGACACUACGGGCGGGAAACAUCUUCCCUGAAGACAUCGAGAAUAACAUGGCUGUCCUGCCGGAAGUAGAUGCUACCACGAAGGAAGUCACCAUCAAUGAUAUACGAGUAGAUGACCCGCACGCGACCUCGGAGGAACAUGGGCGACUGCGUCGCAUCAUCUGGAAGCGCCGCCACUUGCUGAUAGAAGCCGGUAACGCUCUACCACCGGUCGCCUACGGAGCUAUUUGCGACAUUCAUGGACUGCUAUCGGUUACGAUCAUCACUACAUCCACCCCGUCUAGGGCGUCACCCAUCGUAGUCAUCAUCAAGGCUAACGGGGUCGACAUCCACCUCUGCAUCGACUACCAGGUGGUGAACAGCCUGAUGAGACUGAUGGUGUAUCCCAUGCCGUUGAUCAACGACCUCCUCGAAGAUUUAGAUAAGGCGCUAUGGGAUUGCUCCCUUGAUAUGGCCAGUGUGGACGAGGAUGCCGUUCGGGUUGAAGAACGCCCUCAGAUCUAUCAACGAACCGUCGACAAUGCAUUAUACGGUCACAUGCGUAUCAAGCCUGAUCAGGAUAGAUCGAACCCCGUUGACGUCUUCAAGGAAGGAGAGCCGGAGCCGGAACUUAAGCCAUCGGUACUCGUGCGGAGGUCAUACGUGGACGACAUCCUUGUGACCGGCGACACUUGGGAGAGCAUGUCCAACAGUGUCGUCAAGCUGUUCGGCAUCUGUGACCGGUGGGACAUGUCAAUCAGCGUAGCUAAGAGCUACUGGGGUCGACGCAAGGUGGCAUAUCUGGGACACGAAGUAUCCUCAGCCGGUCUGGAAGCAAAACCGAAGGAACUCGAAACAAUCGCCAAUCUUCCUUUCCCCACAAAGUUGAAAGGGAUGCAGUCAUUCCUCGGAAGCUUGACUUAUUACAGUCGUUUCAUUGAGGACUUCGCAGUCUACGCCGUGAUCCUGUACGAGCUGCGGGAAGCGGACUGUCACGAAAUCGCCAGGAUGAACUCAGAAGGGACUCAGAAGACGCGAGCUGAUGACGGCCUAAUAACUGGGGGCGAGCGCGAUAGGCGGCGCGUCGUAAUUUGUGGUGACUCGAAUUUGGUGAUUCGUCAGAUGCAGAGUGAGAUGGACUGCAAAGCACCAGGCUUGUAA